CUGAGAGAAGGACAUUUAGCAGCAGCUGUGGAACCAACAGAGAGUCCAUCAUGAGGUGUCUUGUGUUUCUGCUCUUUGUGGCUUUGGCCAACGCCAAGCUCUACCAGCGCUGUGAAUGGGCCCGAGUGCUGAAGGCUAAUGGGAUGGACGGCUACCGCAGCAUAAGCCUGGCUGAUUGGGUUUGUCUGAGCAAGUGGGAGUCGAGUUACAGCACCACAGCCAUCAACCACAACACAGACGGAUCCACUGACUAUGGCAUCUUCCAGAUCAACAGCCGCUGGUGGUGUAACGAUGGCCUCACGCCCACAAAGAACGCAUGCAACAUUAAUUGCAGAGAGCUUCUGACCGACAAUGUCGGAGUGGCGAUAAAUUGUGCCAAGCGCGUCGUUAGGGAUCCCGCUGGCAUCAGCGCCUGGGUGGGCUGGCGCAACCACUGCCAGAACCGCGACCUGAGCUCCUAUUUGGCAGGAUGUGGUCUUUAAAGAACAGGUGGAACCAGGACACUGUCAUCGGCAUAAUACAAUUCUACAAUAUUUAGCUGCAGUGGAUUGAAUCGUUUUGGUUGGUAGCUUGAUAUGUUUGAUCUACCAGGAGUAAAACACAGUUAGUGAAGCUACAGAUUAGUUCUUAUUAAACCAGGCAAUUCUAUUGUUUACUUUCACUGUAUUUAGUUUAUAGUUGACAUAAUGUAACAGAUCAAAUCAGUGAAGAGAAAUGUGGUGAUUUCAGCCAGUAUCUGUUGUUGUCUGUUGCUCAUUUUAAAACCAAAUUAAAAUGUUGAUUUCCACUAAUGACAGUUGUUUAUUCAUUCAUUCAUUAAAAUUAAUGUUAAAACAA
Messenger RNA from Perca flavescens (yellow perch), 837 nucleotides. Its product is annotated as lysozyme C. The transcript is spliced from 4 exons. Gene Ontology annotation, molecular function: lysozyme activity. Lineage: Eukaryota; Metazoa; Chordata; Actinopteri; Perciformes; Percidae. Bases 51 to 482 code for a protein of 143 amino acids. The record is from RefSeq and is a predicted model, not a curated record.